GUUCGUACUAAAAGUACGAAAAGGUUAGCCCAAUUUUCUACAAUGCCACUAAAGGUUGUUUGCACUGCACUCUCCAGCUAUAGUCAAGGUAUUCAGAAUAGUUGGUUGGUCUCUCCUUCCCCCCACGUUCGUACUAAAAGUACGAAAAGGUUAGCCCAAUUUUCUACAAUCGCCACUAAAGGUUGUUGCACUGCACUCUCCAGCUAUAGUCAAGGUAUUCAGAAUAGUUGGUUGGUCUCUCCUUCCCCCCACGUUCGUACUAAAAGUACGAAAAGGUUAGCCCAAUUUUCUACAAUCGCCACUAAAGGUUGUUUGCACUGCACUCUCCAGCUAUAGUCAAGGUAUUCAGAAUAGUUGGUUGGUCUCUCCUUCCCCCCACGUUCGUACUAGAAGUACGAAAAAGUUAGCCCAAUUUUCUACAAUCGCCACUAAAGGUUGUUUGCACUGCACUCUCCAGCUAUAGUCAAGGUAUUCAGAAUAGUUGGUUGGUCUCUCCUUCCCCCCACGUUCGUACUAAAAGUACGAAAAAGUUAGCCCAAUUUUCUACGUUCGCCACUAAAGGUUGUUGCACUGCACUCUCCAGCUAUAGUCAAGGUAUUCAGAAUAGUUGGUUGGUCUCUUCUUCCCCCCACGUUCGUACUAGAAGUACGAAAAAGUUAGCUCAAUUUUCUACAAUCUACAAUCGCCACUAAAGGUUAUUUGCACUGCACUCUCCAGCUAUAGUCAAGGUAUUCAGAAUAGUUGGUUGGUCUCUCCUUCCCCCAACGUUGGUACUAGAAGUACGAAAAAGUUAGCCCA
Geodia barretti is the source of this 798-nucleotide messenger RNA. NCBI's taxonomy places the organism in Eukaryota, Metazoa, Porifera, Demospongiae, Tetractinellida, Geodiidae. The record is from the annotation of a GenBank genome assembly.